UCUCUCCACUGCAGACAGAUGAGAUGGUAACACUGGGAGCAGCAACAGGUUGGGGUUGUUCAAGUUUCUGCAUAUUCUCUUUAAGAGUCUGCAGAGGAGAGAAGAUCUGAGUAUCUGCAGGUUCACAAAUUCAUCUGGUAGAAUUUUGUGUAAAAAGUUUUUUUUUUUUUUUAGAGUUUUUGGUCAAUUAGCAUCCUCAUGCGUCCAGGUAACCAUCACAAGUUCUGUACACGCAACUUUUUUUGUUCUCAUUUUUAAUUUACUUUUAGCAGCUUGGAUGCUUGACGGGACCUCCAGCACAAAACAAUCGAUUUUGAUCAAUUAGGAGAUUCAUAUUUGUCUUCAGUGAAGCAUCAUCACAGGCUUUACAGACUUCCAGAAACUCCUCUCCGGAUCUUCGGGAUGUUUUCCACGGCUCUCCUCCUCGCAGCGCUCGGCCUUUUUGCGCAUUUGGACACUUUUACGCACGGGUGCCAGCUCCCCUCCGAGUGGCGGCCGCUGAGCGAGGGCUGCCGGGCGGAGCUGGCGGAGAUCAUCGUGUACGCCCGGGUGCUGGCGAUCCACAGGGAGCCCCUGGGCGGCGGGGCGGGCAGCCUGUACAACUCGUUGCCCUUCGGGUUCGGGUAUGGGUACGAGGGCGCGGAGGAAGGGCUGCUGUACUCUGCGGAGGUGGAGUUGCUGUGCGACCAGGCCUGGGGCAGCAUGCUGGAGGUGCCCACUGGAUCAAGGCUCAACCUGACCGGACUCGGGUACCUGUCCUGCCAGUCCCACACCGUGAUGGAGAACUACUCCUACUUCUUCUUCCUCAGGAUGGACGAGAACUACAACAUCCUGCCCCAUGGCGUCAACUUCCAGGACGCCAUCUUCCCCGACACGUCCGAGAACAGGCGCACGUUCUCCAGCCUCUUCCAGUUCUCCAACUGCACCCAAGGGAGCCAGCCCUUCCACACCUUCAGCCCUGAGUGGGACACCCAGGAGGACAGCAGGCCCCAAACUGCCACCCACCUAGACUGAAAACUGGCUGUGGAGAGUGAGACUGCUGGGCGGUCUCUACUGAAGGGACAAACAAAUAGCAACUGUCACAUAUGAGUAACACACUUUAACAUAAUAAUCGACAUAGUUUUCUUGUAAAUAAACUACUCUGUCUCUCUUUUGUAUCUCUGAAUGCUAUAAUACAAGAGUGAGGGUCAGGACCACUCCAGGUCACCUGAUAAAAGAACAAAAAAGUGAAUGAAGAGAAUCAAACAUGUAUUUUCUCGAUGAUUCCUCUCGCAGGUGGAGCAGUACUUGUGUGCCGCGAUCUGAAAGUGGUUUCAGUUGCUGCUCAGUGCUCCUCUCAGGCCGUGAUCACAUAGGAUGCGUUUUAUUCUCCAAGCAAAGCUCAGCUGUGAGCGACAAAAGUGACAACAGCAGCAGGAGCUUAUCGGAGAGAGAAGCAGUAUUCUGUUUGCCAUUCAACUGUCUGGUUUUAUAAACCUGAAGUAGUUAAUGUCUUAAAAAAAAUGACAAAAAGGUUAUGUAUUUGUCCGUUUAUGCUAGGGCUUAGCUAACGGCAGUUUACGAGUAAUAUCUUUUGUGGCUCGGGUAGAGCUUUAUCUUUUUAUUACGUCUUAAAAACAACCCUAGUGAUGUCAUCGGGGUUAUCUUGGCUUCGGACAUUUUCUGACUGAACAUGUGUUGGGGGACAUGAACUUUGAAAGACAUUAGUUUUUACCAGGCAGGCUCAGGAAGAAGACGCUAUUGAGUUGCAUUAUGGGAAGUGUAGGAUCUAGUGUUUAUAAGUUAAGACAUCACUUCAUCAGGUGAAAUUAACUUUAUAAAAUAAUCAACAUAAGUCCAAAACUGAAUUUUAUGAUUCUGAUACUUUAUUGUACAUUAACUGAUUUUCGGGCCAUUUUGGGGCAGCACAUACAAGCUGUGACACAUCAUUUUAAUAUAACUUUUCUUAGCAAACAGCUUCUUAUUUAAUGCUCCACUAUGUUCAUUGGCUAGUUGCUAACUUUGUGUGUAUGCUGUUUGGUGCUGGGCAGGUAAUGUGUGGUGGGUUCAUUGGAGCUUUUUAUUCUUUUUUUUAUAGAAAAAAACUGCCUGCUACAAAUGGAAACUAUGUUGAUGAGAGCCAUUAGACUCAAUCAUUAAAGUUGCAGGCCAGAAAACAAAAACAACGAGCUGAUAAAAUACUCUGAGUAUGUGUGGAACUGCAGAGUUUGGUGAUAAUUCUCAGUGGGUUCAUCGCUAUGAGUGACCCUUUCCACAGUACACAUACUAAUUUGACCGAUGGUUAGUAUAAAAAUAUUGAUUAUAGCAGCUUUAAGUAAUUGACAGACUUGUAGUUGGCAUUUUAAGGCUUUUUGUUUUUGCAGCUUUUUGCAACAAGCAUUGUAUCCAAAGUAAGGACAAAAGCCUCUUAUGUAAUCAUGGCCUAGUGAAGCAAUGAUAAAAGACAUUACAUUUAAUUUUAAUGAUAUUGUGUUUUAUCGACUAUUUCUUUCACUUAAAUUGUGAGCAAAGACUGGUGAAUAAGAAUUCUGGGAUGUUUGAGAAGGUUCAUUUAUUAUUAAUUUGAGCUUUUUAAAGUCUGUAACAUCAGCUUGUAUGUGGAUAUUUUUGUA
Morone saxatilis (striped sea-bass) is the source of this 2612-nucleotide messenger RNA. RefSeq names its product coiled-coil domain containing 3a (gene ccdc3a). The record is from RefSeq and is a predicted model, not a curated record. Gene Ontology annotation, cellular component: extracellular region. NCBI's taxonomy places the organism in Eukaryota, Metazoa, Chordata, Actinopteri, Moronidae. Gene Ontology annotation, biological process: negative regulation of gene expression.